AUGGGUUCCAUUCAGAAGAUCGAGACAAGACUAUUCAUCAAUGGCAAGGUAGGUGUGCUUUUCACGUCGUCACAAGGCACGCAUCAUACGUUACACGAAGCCAGUGAGGAAGACACCGACGCUGCAGUUGCCGCUGCAAAGGCAGCAUUUCCAUCAUGGUCCGCCCUAGGUCCGGAUCAGCGUGGUGUGUAUAUGAAAAAGCUGGCGGCUCUACUGCACGCAAGCUACAAGGAGCUAUCGGAGCUCGAGGCCAUGUCCAUGGGCCGUCCAGUAUCGACAUAUUUCGACAACCAUGCUUGCGCAAGCACAUUCGAGCACUACGCAGAGGCAGGAUAUGAAGCACAAGGCGUCAGCAGUCUCAACACGCCGGGAUUUGUCAACAUGACUUUCAAGCAGCCGUACGGAGUGGUCGCUGCGAUCAUUCCUUGGAAUCUUCCUUUGGUGUUUUUCGGAAACAAGGUCGCCCCGGCACUUGCGGCCGGUAAUACCGUUGUCCUGAAAAGUAGCGAAAAGGCUCCGUUGUCAUCUGCAUAUGCCGCAACCCUUGUAGAGAAAGCUGGAUUCCCGCCUGGAGUGAUCAACGUGAUUUCUGGUCACGGUCAAACGUCCGGCGCCAUUCUUUCCUCGCACAUGGAUGUUCGGGCACUCAGCUUUACCGGUUCAUGUCGGACUGGUAGACUUAUCCAGGCUGCGGCUGCGAAAUCCAAUCUGAAGAAUGUGAUCCUGGAGCUCGGUGGAAAGUCACCCGCCGUUGUUUUCUCGGAUUGCGAUCUUGAGACUGCAGUCACCGACACUCAAAACAGCAUAGAAUGGAACAGUGGCCAAGUCUGCAUGGCGAACAGUCGAAUCUAUGUGGAAGAGAGCAUUGCAGACAAGUUUGUGGAACGUUUCAAAGCCAAAGCUGCAAGUAUCUCGGCUGGCGAUCCUCUGGAUCCCGCAACGACCCACGGACCCCAGGCAGAUGCAGCUCAGUGGGAUACAGUGCAGAAGUACCUUGAAAUGGGCAAAACCUCAGGAAACCUUGCAAUGGGCGGUACAACCAACGUCGCCGGAGGCGCCAAGGGCUAUUUUAUUGAACCGAGUAUUUUCCUCCGAACCCCCGAAGAUGCAGUCAUCAUGAAGGAAGAGAUUUUCGGCCCUGUUGUGAACAUCAACACUUUCAAGACAGAGGAAGAGGUCAUCGCCAAGGCGAAUGAUAGUGAGUUUGGGUUGUACGCGGCAGUUUAUACCACCGACAUCAACAGGGCUAUGCGAUUUGCGAAGGCUUUGGAAGCUGGUACAGUUGGUGUCAAUUGCACGAGUCCGACGCUCGCUAAAGACAUGCCGUUUGGCGGAUACAAGAGCAGUGGUAGCGGCAGAGAAGGUCUCGGACACAGUCUGAACAAUUUCUUGGAGACCAAGACAGUGCUGAUUAAAAUCAAUCAAUAG
Messenger RNA from Exophiala oligosperma, 1428 nucleotides. RefSeq lists its product as uncharacterized. The transcript has 3 exons. Lineage: Eukaryota; Fungi; Ascomycota; Eurotiomycetes; Chaetothyriales; Herpotrichiellaceae. Bases 1 to 1428 code for a protein of 475 amino acids. The record is from RefSeq and is a predicted model, not a curated record. Gene Ontology annotation, molecular function: aldehyde dehydrogenase (NAD+) activity.